Hyla sarda is the source of this 1894-nucleotide messenger RNA. It is a transcript of the gene SLC16A7, whose product is annotated as solute carrier family 16 member 7. Gene Ontology annotation, biological process: monocarboxylic acid transport; transmembrane transport. Lineage: Eukaryota; Metazoa; Chordata; Amphibia; Anura; Hylidae. Bases 136 to 1548 code for a protein of 470 amino acids. Gene Ontology annotation, cellular component: membrane. The record is from RefSeq and is a predicted model, not a curated record. The transcript has 5 exons. Gene Ontology annotation, molecular function: monocarboxylic acid transmembrane transporter activity.
UACUCCUCCCACUAAAACAAUUCAAACAUCAGUGAAACACACUAGUGUAUCCAUUCAUACUUCUAAAAAAAGGUUAAAAAAGCGAGACGUGAGUAGGAAUUCCACCAUUACCCAGAUUUUUUCUACUGUAUAAAGAUGCCAGACAUACCAGUGACGCUACAACAUAGCCCUCCCGAUGGAGGCUGGGGAUGGGUCAUAGUUUUUGCAUCUUUCAUUUCAAUUGGAUUUUCAUAUGCUUUUCCCAAAGCCAUUACAGUAUUUUUCAAGGAAAUCCAGGAGAUAUUCAACACUUCAUAUAGUGAGAUUGCAUGGAUAUCAUCUAUUAUGCUGGCUGUUAUGUAUGCUGGGGGUCCAAUAAGUAGUAUCCUGGUAAACAAAUAUGGUAGUCGUCCAAUUGUACUAGCAGGAGGUUUGCUCUGCUCCUUAGGAAUGAUUUCCGCAUCGUUCUGCAACAGUGUGCUUCAACUGUACAUUUGUGUUGGUGUCAUUGGUGGUUUUGGAUUGGCAUUUAAUCUUCAACCCUCAUUGACAAUUAUUGGGAAGUAUUUUUUCAAAAAGCGUCCUAUUGCAAAUGGAAUGGCUAUGGCAGGAAGCCCCGUGUUUUUGAGCACAUUGGCUCCUCUUAAUCAAUUUCUCUUCAAUAGAUUUGGAUGGAAAGGAAGCUUUUUAAUUUUAGGAGGUCUCCUAUUAAACUGCUGUGUGGCCGGUUCCCUUAUGAGGCCCAUUGGACCUAAAGUCAUAAAGAAAGAUGAGGAGAAAGUGGACCAGAAAAUCCCUGAGAAAAAGAAAGAAAAGUUAUCAGUAUGCCAGAAUAUUAACAAAUAUUUAGACUUAUCACUCUUUAAACACCGUGGGUUUCUUAUUUACUUAUCUGGGAAUGUUAUUAUGUUCCUAGGUUUUUUUGCUCCAAUUGUUUUCCUGGCUCCCUAUGCUAAGCAUAUGGGCAUUGACCAAUAUUCAGCAGCAUUUUUAUUGUCUAUCUUAGCUUUUGUAGACAUGGUUGCAAGACCUACCAUGGGAAUGGUGGCAAACUCCAAAUACAUACGUCCAAGGAUACAAUAUUUUUUCAGUUUUGCCAUUCUAUAUAAUGGUAUUUGCCAUGUUUUGUGCCCUCUUGCUAAUGACUACACUGGAUUAGUCAUAUACUCAGUAUUUUUUGGGUUUGCUUUUGGUAUGGUGAGCAGUGUAUUAUUUGAAACUUUGAUGGACCUUGUUGGACCAGCAAGAUUUUCCAGUGCUGUCGGACUUGUGACUAUUGUGGAAUGUUGCCCUGUUCUAAUCGGGCCUCCUUUGGGAGGUUGGCUGGUGGAUUUAACUGGGAACUAUAAAUACAUGUACUUUGUAUGUGGCACGAUUGUGAUUUUUGCAAGUAUAUGGUUAUUUAUUGGUAAUGCCAUUAACUACAGACUACUAGCAAAGGAGAAAAUAGCAGCAGAACAAAAAAAUGGUACAAAGGAGGCAGAACCAUUGAACAGCCCUGAUCCCAUUGGAGUCACCCAUAAACCUAAUGCACCGGCCAAUUCCUCAGACAGGGAAACUAGUAUAUGACAUGGACUAUUAUUUAAUGAAUCAUAUGCACAUAUUUUAUAGAACUCUAUGCUGAUUAAUGGUUAUUGUGAGUCUGACAGGUAAACAUUGCUGCAUUGAAUUUAUAUACUGUACCAUAAAGCCAUGAAAUGUUACUAAGUUUAGGGACACUUGCCAAAAAUCCCAUAUUAUAUAUAUUUAAAAAGUAAAAAAAAACAAUCUUAUAAAAUAAUAUUUUACUUGAUCUCAUGUUGAUAUCAAGUAUUUAAUCACCUGAAACGUAAAUAAGCCUUUCAUGGGAUUUGAGAAAUUUGACAGGUUUAUCCUUUUUAUUUGUAACACUGAAAUACAACUGUAAUAAAUAAGA